Messenger RNA from Rhineura floridana, 4719 nucleotides. RefSeq names its product CUGBP Elav-like family member 1 (gene CELF1). Lineage: Eukaryota; Metazoa; Chordata; Lepidosauria; Squamata; Rhineuridae. The transcript has 16 exons. The record is from RefSeq and is a predicted model, not a curated record. Bases 230 to 1852 code for a protein of 540 amino acids. Gene Ontology annotation, cellular component: nucleus; ribonucleoprotein complex; cytoplasm. Gene Ontology annotation, molecular function: mRNA 3'-UTR binding. Gene Ontology annotation, biological process: mRNA splice site recognition; regulation of alternative mRNA splicing, via spliceosome.
CCUUUCUGUUUGUGAGGCUGUCUCCUGCCCUGUGAUGGUCUCUCCCGGAAGUGCCGCCAUCUUGCGAAACCGGCCUGAGGCGGAGGGAGCCAAGCGGGGCGCGGGCGGAUCCCCCGGGGCAGACGAGGGCGGCGGCCGCCAGGAGGAGCCCGGGAAGGGCAGGGAGCGGGAAGCGCGCAGCUGACGGACAGUGAUCUAGCAUUAGUGGUUUGUGGUAAACAGAGAAGUGAUGGCUGCUUUUAAAUUGGAUUUCCUCCCAGAAAUGAUGGUGGAUCAUUGCUCCUUGAAUGCCAGCCCUAUCUCAAAGAAAAUGAAUGGCACACUAGAUCAUCCUGACCAACCAGACAUUGAUGCCAUCAAGAUGUUUGUGGGUCAGGUCCCACGGAGUUGGUCUGAAAAAGACCUGCGAGAACUAUUUGAACAGUAUGGUGCUGUCUAUGAAAUUAAUGUCCUGCGGGACAGGAGCCAAAACCCUCCUCAGAGCAAAGGGUGCUGUUUUGUUACAUUUUAUACCCGUAAAGCUGCACUAGAAGCACAGAAUGCUCUUCAUAACAUGAAGAUUCUCCCAGGGAUGCACCAUCCCAUCCAAAUGAAGCCAGCUGACAGUGAAAAGAAUAAUGCGGUGGAAGAUAGGAAACUGUUCAUUGGGAUGAUCUCAAAGAAGUGCAAUGAAAAUGAUAUCAGAGUGAUGUUUUCCUCCUUUGGGCAGAUUGAAGAAUGUAGAAUUCUACGGGGUCCUGAUGGUCUAAGCCGAGGUUGUGCUUUUGUGACUUUUACAACAAGAGCUAUGGCACAAACGGCAAUUAAAGCAAUGCACCAAGCACAGACCAUGGAGGGGUGCUCCUCUCCCAUCGUAGUGAAAUUUGCAGAUACCCAGAAGGACAAAGAACAGAAACGAAUUGCACAACAGCUACAGCAGCAGAUGCAACAAAUCAGUGCUGCCUCAGUUUGGGGAAAUUUGGCUGGACUGAACACACUUGGACCCCAGUACUUAGCACUUUAUUUACAGCUCCUUCAGCAGACAGCAGCUGCCUCCUCUGGGAAUCUGAAUACACUGGGCAGCCUCCACCCAAUGGGAGGACUGAAUGCAAUGCAGUUACAGAACCUAGCUGCAUUAGCAGCUGCAGCCAGCGCAGCUCAGAGCACACCAAGUGGUACCAGUGCACUCAAUUCUUCUAACAGCCCUCUAAGUGUGCUCACCAGUUCAGUAGACUACAAUCCAGUCACGCAAAAGGUCAGAUGUUUCGACACAUGCAUCUCUCCAUCCAGUCAAGCAAGAGCAGGGUCAUCACCCAGUUCUAGUAGCAGCUCCUCUGUUAACCCAAUGGCUUCUCUUGGAGCACUGCAAACACUGGCAGGAGCUACUGCAGGCCUCAACGUUGGCUCCUUAGCAGGAAUGGCAGCCUUAAAUGGUGGACUAGGCAGUGGUGGUCUCUCCAAUGGCACAGGGAGCACUAUGGAGGCCCUAACUCAAGCUUACUCCGGGAUCCAGCAAUACGCUGCCGCUGCGUUGCCCACACUUUACAACCAGAGUCUGUUAACGCAGCAGAGUAUUGGUGCAGCAGGAAGUCAAAAGGAAGGUCCAGAGGGAGCCAAUCUAUUCAUCUAUCACCUCCCCCAGGAGUUUGGGGACCAAGAUCUGCUGCAGAUGUUCAUGCCUUUUGGGAAUGUCGUCUCUGCCAAGGUUUUCAUUGACAAGCAGACCAAUUUGAGCAAAUGUUUUGGUUUUGUAAGUUACGACAAUCCAGUCUCUGCACAGGCUGCCAUUCAGUCAAUGAAUGGAUUUCAGAUUGGCAUGAAGCGACUGAAAGUACAGCUCAAGCGCUCCAAGAAUGACAGCAAGCCAUACUGAGCGCCCCUCCCCUCUGGAACUGGAGUGAGAAGGAUCUUCUGAUUCCUGCCGUUUGUUCAUCGUUGUGCCUAAAGCAUGUCGAUGUGGCGUUCAAGUACAUCGUCCAAAUCCUUGUCUCUUCAGCUUCUCUGAUGCUUGAACUCUCACCUUUGACCUUGUGUUGACUUUUGAUGCUGAUGUGUAUUUUUAUUAUAUUUGUUUCUUUUCUUUCUUUUUUUCCUUUUUUUGUGCUGCCAAAUUGGUUUUGCUAGAAAGACUGCUGAAGGGGAAUAUUUAAACUUGCAUUUGAAUAUAAAAGAAUUCUAUUUUUCUAGAACUUCGUAAGAUAACCACUUGAUUUUGUGAUUCUGAUUCUUUGUAAUUGUCUUCAGAGCAGCCUUGCUAGCAUACCUCGUGGAGUAUUGUAUUUCUGUGAACAUACAGCCAAUCACUUUCUAGGCUUAGUUUUUUCUGUGUGCUUAGUUUUAAAACAAAUCUUUGAAGGAAAAAGUAAAAUGAUGCAACUUUAAAAAUUCAGGAGGCUUUUGAUCACAUUUUGCUGAAUCUACUUUCUGUGCUUGAGGAGACAGCAUGUAUUCUUUGACUUGAGUAGUCUCAGCAGAAAACACUUGAACUACGCUUUCUCCUGAUUGUAGCUGCAUUUUUGCCCUGGCACUUACUGUUUUUUCCUUCCUGUGUGAUUUAUCAGCCUUUGUCUGCAGUGAAAGUUUAAUCAAAGUUGAUGUUGUAUUUUGUUAACACCCUAGCAUGCUUAGUUUUUUGUAACUACAAUCUCCUCAGCAAAAUGUGAGAUUUUGUUUUUUUCCUUUAAAAACUCAAAUAAUGCCCUUGUAAAUGUUUUGCAUGUUUCCUGCUGUGUUCUUCACAACCUUGUGUAUAUAAACACCCUUCACCUCUGUUUUCUAUAGUUUGUGCAAAAACGGAGUAAUUUAAGUUUCAAAUCUAUCCUUCUUUGGAUGCCAGACUUGUGGUCAUAUGUCACGUGAUGACAUCUCCUGUGCAUUUAGACUGCUUUACACAGUAUCUGCACCUUGCUGUAUCAUCACAGCUAUGGAAGGGUCUCAGGGGGCUUGAUUGCACUGUUCGGUGGUGGUGGCAGUAGCAGGGAUAGAAGAAAGGUGUGGGAUGUUUGCAGUAAUAUUGCUUCUAAGUUCCAUUUGAGCAAAAGCUCUUUUGGGGUAGCCUUAAUUUGUACCUCUUGUUUGAUAUGUGGCUUGCUUUGUGAGGUUCAGCACUAUUCAAUCUUGGUGGAUGGAAGCUUGAUUGCUCUCCAGUCUUUACACUUGAAGUAUCAUGUCCUGCAUAUCCCAUAGAAGGAAUCUGUAAGUCUAGGCACAGAACUGCUGGCUCUUUCCCCAAGUGACAAGCACAAUAUAACAGUCUAAUAACUGUUACCUGAACAGGGUACCAACCCCGGCUCCUUUUCUCAGGGGCCUUAGCUGGGGGAUCUCCUCUAUAGAGAUAUUUUUUUAAGUUCUUAAGUUGGGUAAGGAGUCAUGCAGUUUUUCUUUUUUCCCCUUGUUUCUGGCCUGAUGAAGAGAUAGCGCAGAUUAUCCUUCUCUGGGAAGCAUGUUUCAGCCUUGCUGCACAUACAACCUACUGUAGAAGCUGAGACUUAAUACUGGGUUUCAGAGCACCUACAAGAAAAUCCUGUGGUAGGUGCAUAAUCACAAGGGACAAAGGGGUGGGAAAGCUAUACCGGAAUUUUUGACAGGAGGAAGGUAUGUGAGAAAAACUUCAGAGAGUAGGGAUGUGUGGGAUACCUAAUCUCUAGGCCAAAUGGAGUGUUCCGUUGUUUGGGACAAAAGAAAUCCUGCUCCAUUGUUGGGUGGGUAAUAUUUCUCCAUGCUUGUUAGAUAAAUAUGCAUAGGUAGCUGUUCCCUCAACCUUGUGAUCAUCAUCUUUUGAGGGUGGGAGUUGCUUGCAAAGAGAUGGCUGCGAUAUCUGGGUUUACAGCUGUGGUGUGGUUGCUCUAAGGCUCUCAGUCGCAAUGCACAGGGAUGUCUGAUAGCAGGGAAUGUGAGACCCUGCAGUGUAUUGAUUAAUUUUGCCAAUACAUUUCUUUACAAUGUGCAUACAGUUUCAUGAGGAACUCUGGGGAAUCCUGUGGAAAAAAAAUCUCUGGAGAAAACCAAAAUGCCAAACAUUGGAUGUUCCUUUUCUUUCUUCUUUCCUUUCUUUGGUUGUUUUAAUUAUUCUGUGGUGGUUUUAAUGGAUUUGAGACAGUAAAGCAGCAGCUGCCUUUUAUUUCUGGCUGCUUUUUGUGAAUAAUUUAAGAAAAAAAUUACAUUUUGGAAAUAAACCUGUGGGCUUUUUUAUUGGUACAAACAUUGUAUUUAACACUAGGGGUUUUGUACAGUUUUUUGCCUUUUCUACUAGAAAACAAUGUAAAGUGAUUCACAAAUGUGACAAGAAAACAAAUUGCCACUAUGACCAAAUGUAGAGCUGUUCUGCAGUAACAGGAUUUAAUCAACUCAAGUCGUGAUUCUGUUGUAGCAAUGCUUUUCUUUACCUUGUUUGAGCUGUUCCUUUUUUCUUGUUUGAUUUGCAAAACAAAAUGUCUUUUUUGUGUGAAAUUGUGUUGUACUCUGUAGAAGAUUAUGGAUUUUACUUUAAUGGUUUAAAAACAGAAGCACAUGUUGCUUUUCUGAUCACGGAGUUUGUGUAGUGGAUUUAAAAAUGAAAGUUUUGUUAAGUUUGGAGUAUGUAUUAAGGAAUUUUCUUCGUUUUGUGUGUGGUUUCUUUUUGUCCCACUGGGGAACUUAAAGCUGUUUUAAUUGCACAGACACACAGACAAGAAGUCAUUUUGUAUAUGCCAAGUGUGGUACCUCCCUUUGUUUAUUUGCUAUUAAACUGUUUGAGAAGAA